Messenger RNA from Fusarium keratoplasticum, 438 nucleotides. Its product is annotated as CENP-V/GFA domain-containing protein. The coding region runs from base 1 to 438 and encodes 145 amino acids. Lineage: Eukaryota; Fungi; Ascomycota; Sordariomycetes; Hypocreales; Nectriaceae. The transcript has a single exon. The record is from RefSeq and is a predicted model, not a curated record. Gene Ontology annotation, molecular function: carbon-sulfur lyase activity.
AUGAAUGUCUCUUGUCAGUGCGGCGCUAUUCAGAUGACGGCUUCGCGCCCCGAGCCCAUCGACGUCUACUGCUGCCACUGCCUCGAAUGUCAGAAGCAGUCCGCUUCGGCUUUUGGCACGUCAGCCAUCUUCCCUGCCGAAGGCAUGUGGCCGCUCCCCGACGAGGUCCGGUCCCGCCUCGGCCUCUGGACACGUCCCGCCGAUUCGGGCAACACGGUCGAGUGUUACUUUUGCAAGACUUGCGGUGUGAGGGUUAUCCAUCGGAGCAUCUUGCCUGAUGGAAACCCCAAGCCCACGCUGAGUGUCAAGGGUGGGUUGGUGGAGGGGUUGAAGUGGGAUGCGCCGAAGCAUAUUUUUACUCGGACUGCUCGAGUGCCUUUUCCUGAGGGAAGCGAUCCUGGAUCUCCAACGUCUCACCCAGGUAUGAAGAAGGAUUAG